GUGGUAUAUGCCCUUCAAUGUCCUCCUAACAUUUAUCAUUGGCUCAGCACUAGGUUGGAUACUGGUGAAAAUAACCAGAGCUCCUCAACAUCUGAAGGGCCUGGUAUUGGGGUCAUGUGCAGCAGGUAGGUAUAUAUAUAAUCUCAGAUAUGCCAGAGUGUUGGUGUAG
This is a messenger RNA of Ilex paraguariensis (yerba mate), 169 nucleotides long. NCBI's taxonomy places the organism in Eukaryota, Viridiplantae, Streptophyta, Magnoliopsida, Aquifoliales, Aquifoliaceae. The record is from the annotation of a GenBank genome assembly.